Messenger RNA from Ctenopharyngodon idella (grass carp), 971 nucleotides. Its product is annotated as gastrula zinc finger protein XlCGF7.1-like. Gene Ontology annotation, molecular function: DNA-binding transcription factor activity, RNA polymerase II-specific; RNA polymerase II cis-regulatory region sequence-specific DNA binding. Gene Ontology annotation, biological process: central nervous system development; regulation of transcription by RNA polymerase II. The transcript has 3 exons. NCBI's taxonomy places the organism in Eukaryota, Metazoa, Chordata, Actinopteri, Cypriniformes, Xenocyprididae. Gene Ontology annotation, cellular component: nucleus. The record is from RefSeq and is a predicted model, not a curated record. Bases 153 to 971 code for a protein of 272 amino acids.
GACCACAAUUCACACCUUCAGUCAGUGAAGCCGCUCACACAGCCGUUCAUGAGAGUUUAAAUGUUGGGAUAUAUUCCCAUCUUCCCACAGGAGAAGAAGAAGCAAGCAGGAGGAAUUACUCCAGGAGAAACUACUGACAUACUAUUGUAAAGAUGGAGAUUGAGGAAGAACCCUGCAGAAUGAGAGAUGAAGAUACAGAGGAACGAAUAGGUUGGUAUGGAAACACAGUCAUUACACAGACUAAAAAGAAAUUCACACACAAAAAAGGUGGAAAAUCUGGAGUCAAAGGAUCUUUCACCUGCUCUGAGUGUGGAAAGAGUUACACACAUAAACCAGACCUUAACAGACACAUGAGAUUUCACACUGGAGAGAAUCUGUUAACAUGCACUCAGUGUGGAAAGGAUUUCACAGAGAAAGGAAAGUUGGAUGUACACAUGAGAGUUCACACUGGAGAAAGACCGUUCACAUGCACUCAGUGUGGAAAGAGUUUCUCAUCCAAAAGGUUUCUCAAAGAUCAUCUGCGCUGUCACUCUGGAGUGAGAUCAUUCAGCUGUGAUCAGUGUGAUAAAACAUUUGUUUUGGCAUCAUACUUAAGAAGGCACCUUAAAGUUCAUACUGGUGUGAAGCCUCACGCUUGUUCUUUUUGCGAAAAGUGUUUUAUAGAUCUACAAAAGUUAAAAGACCACGAGCGUGUUCAUACUGGUGUGAGACCUUAUGUUUGCUCUGACUGUGAAAAGAGCUUCACUACAUCCAGUGCCUUAAAAGUGCACCAGAGAGUUCAUACUGGAGAGAAGCCGUACAAGUGCUCUUCAUGUGGAAAGAGUUUCUCUUCCUCUUCAUACUUGAAAUCUCAUGAGAGAGUUCAUACUGGAGAAAAGCCACACCAGUGCUCUUCAUGUGGGAAGAGUUUCACCCACUUACCUAAUCUACAGUUUCAUAUGAAGAAGCGCUGCCCAAAAUUGUCCAAAUGA